This is a messenger RNA of Lotus japonicus, 1666 nucleotides long. Its product is annotated as membrane protein of ER body 2-like. Bases 93 to 1487 code for a protein of 464 amino acids. The record is from RefSeq and is a predicted model, not a curated record. The transcript has 7 exons. Lineage: Eukaryota; Viridiplantae; Streptophyta; Magnoliopsida; Fabales; Fabaceae.
UAAGCUUUUUUGAACACACAAAGCAAGAGAGGCUUCUUAAUUAAGAGUUGAGCUGUGAGAGGGUGACCAAGGAGAUCGAGUGAUUCAGAUUAAUGGAAACUGAAACGCUGAUGAUGAGGACUGGUGUAAGGAGCGAGGUUUAUGAGCAAACUCAUUUGGAGGUUAUGGUUGAUGACAUGACAUCAGAUUAUAAUGGUGGUUUGUCGAGCCAAACGACUGCUGCAGUAGGAGGGAAUGGUGAAGUCAAGCUCCAAGAUAAUGGGAACAAAGGUUCUUCUGGUGCUUUGCCAAUUGAUCCGGUAUCGAUGAUGCACACUCAAGGACGUUGGCUCGUUUUGCCUACCCACCAACCUGAGACUGAUCAGAAGGAAAAGAGUAGUCCUAACUAUAAUUCAUUGCCAAUUUCUGAUCCUCUUUACUUCAAUUCCUCAAACUCUUCUUUGUACACCCCAAAUGGACCAGUAGGCAUAACCAUAUCAGCAUCAGGGAAAGUGCAGGAAAUAUAUCUGAAAAAAAUGUUUCUGAUGCCGCAAAACCAUGAAUUUUACUGCCCCAGUUGUAGGGUUUGUGUGGAUAAGGUGUUGUUUUGCGAAACAGGAAAUUUCAAUAAUGGAUCAGAUUCGAAUCCAAUUAAGCCUUCAUCACCUGUUUCCAGGCCUGAGCCUCCAACGACACCUGAUGAACUUCCACCCUUCAAUGAACCAGUUAGAUGCUCAGAAUGCUUCAGUUACCUUAUUGAGAAAGGCAAAGACUUUUUCAGAGGGUUUGUUUCUCCUAUUCCAGGCCCAUCCAAUACACCAGAUCCAGUUACACAACCACGUAACGGAAGAGCAGAAAGCAGCAAGGGAUGGGAAAUUCUUAAAAGCAUUGUUUAUGGUGGUCUGGGUCAAUUAUUAGCAAGCCUCAGCGUUGUCACAUCUGCAGCAAGUGCUGAUGCUACAACAUUGAACAUUGUUUCUCUAGGUAUUGCGAAUCUGAUUGGUGGACUUUUCGUCUUAUCUCAUAAUAUUAGGGACCUGAAAGCUUCGAAGCCUACUGAAGGAGGAAAUGAAACAGAAGCAGCAGAGGACAAAUAUCAUGAGUUACUGGGGAGGAGGGAGAACUAUUUUCUCCAUGCCUUUUUUGCAAUCUUAUCAUUCCUUAUUUUUGGUCUAGUUCCCCCAAUCGUGUAUGGCUUCGCAUUCCAGGAGAGCAAUGAUAAAGAUCUCAAGCUUGCAGCAGUUGCAGGAGCUUCUGUAAUUUGUAUCACAUUGCUUGCCACUGCCAAAGCUUAUACCGAGAGACCCAAUAAUUACAUGACAUAUUUCAAAACAAUCACAUUCUAUGUUACCUCUGGAGUGUUGGCCGCAUUGCUUACUUACUUAGCUGGUGACCUUGUGAAGAGACUUAUGGAACAACUUGGAUGGUCUGAAGGAGGAUCAGGACCAAACUCCAUCUUGUCUCUUCCUGAGAUUAGUUUAGAGAAACCUGGAUUGGGUUCCUACUAAGAAGGGUGCUAGUUGUUUUGGGCCAUGUGUGACUAAAGCAUUGCACUUAAUGCUUUUUGUGUUAUUCAUUCUAGUGUGUUUUAUUAAUUUAAUUUCGAACUUAGUUGGGGACAUUGCCAAUGUUCCAUUGUACUUUAAUGUCAAUAAAUUUUGGCUGUUCUAGCUACUUCAGUACAUAA